Molecule: messenger RNA, 3844 nt
Organism: Erinaceus europaeus (western European hedgehog)
Lineage: Eukaryota; Metazoa; Chordata; Mammalia; Eulipotyphla; Erinaceidae
Gene: TBC1D23
Product: TBC1 domain family member 23
Exons: 19
Coding region: 101-2170 (689 amino acids)
Biological process (GO): embryonic brain development; retrograde transport, endosome to Golgi
Cellular component (GO): trans-Golgi network
Source: RefSeq, a predicted model, not a curated record
AACUGCAGCAAUUCAGUGCCGGGCUUGCCAGGCCCGCCCCGCCCCCCUUCUUUUACGACACCGCUCGCUUUUCGGCAGAGUGACGUGGACGUCAACAGCAAUGGCGGAAGGAGAAGAAGUGCUGCUGCUGCCAACGUCGGGCGGCGACGGCUGGGAGAACGAUCUUGAAGAAGCUCUGGAAGCAGGAGGUUGUGACCUUGAAACUUUAAGAAAUAUAAUUCAAGGGAGACCAUUGCCUGCUGACCUAAGGGCCAAAGUUUGGAAGAUUGCACUCGGUGUUGCAGGAAAAGGUGAUAGUUUGGCCUCAUGGGAUGGCAUUUUAGACUUGCCAGAACAAGACACUAUUCACAAAGAUUGUCUGUCUUUUCUGGAGCGACUCGCAGUGCCGGAAGAAAAGGCAGCAGAGCUGCUCCUGGACGUCGAGUCUGUGAUCACCUUCUACUGUAAGUCGCGCAGCGUCCAGUACCGCGCCUCGCGUGGCUGGCUGCAUCUCCUCAAGCCCUUGGUGCAUCUCCAGCUGCCACGCAGCGACUUGUACAACUGCUUCUACGCAAUCAUGAACAGAUACAUCCCCAGAGAUUGCUCGCUGAAGGGGAGACCAUUCCAUCUUUUUCGAUUACUCAUCCAAUACCAUGAGCCUGAGCUAUGUUCUUUUCUUGAUACAAAGAAAGUCACUCCAGACUCCUAUGCACUCAACUGGCUCGGAAGCCUUUUUGCGUGCUACUGCCCCACUGAAGUCACUCAGGCAAUAUGGGAUGGGUAUCUUCAGCAAGCAGAUCCAUUUUUUAUUUACUUCUUAAUGCUGAUAAUCCUUGUUAAUGCAAAAGAAGUGAUUUUAGCACAAGAGUGUGACAGCAGGGAGGACGUCAUCAAGUUUUUGGAAAACACUCCAUGCAGUUUAAAUCUGGAAGACGCAGAAGACCUUUUCUCCCUGGCUCAGUAUUACUGCAGCAGAACACCAGCUUCCUUUAGGAAGGAUAACCACCAUCUCUUUGGUAGCACUUUGUUGGGGAUUAAGGAUGACGACUCAGACCUGAGUCAGGCUCUCUGUCUGGCUGUGUCAGUGCCGGAGAUCCUUCAAGCAAACCAGUUUCAAGGGGACGGAGUCCGGUUCUUUGUGGUUGAUUGCCGCCCUGCAGAACAGUAUAAUGCUGGCCACCUGUCCACUGCGUUCCACCUCGAUUCAGAUCUGAUGCUGCAGAGCCCCUCGGAGUUCGCGCAGUCAGUCAAGUCCCUGCUGGAGGCCCAGAAGCAGUCCAUCGAGUCGGGCUCCGUGGCGGGCGGGGAGCACCUGUGCUUCAUGGGCAGCGGCCGGGAAGAGGAGGACAUGUACAUGAACAUGGUGCUCGCACACUUCCUGCAGAAAAACAAAGAAUAUGUGAGCAUUGCCAGUGGAGGCUUCAUGGCACUGCAACAGCACCUGGCAGAUAUCAACGUGGACGGGCCAGAAAACGGCUAUGGCCACUGGAUCGCGAGCACCUCGGGCUCCAGAAGCAGCAUCAGUUCUUCCAUUGAUGGUGAAUCUUCUAAUGGCUCCAAUGAUAGAGGAAUGAAAUCUCUAGUAAAUAAGAUGACUGUUGCUCUCAAGACAAAAUCCGUUAAUGUCAGGGAAAAAGUUAUCAGUUUCAUUGAGAACACAUCAACUCCUGUGGACCGAAUGUCUUUCAAUCUUCCUUGGCCAGACAGAACAUGUACUGAGCGGCACGUGAGCAGCAGUGACCGGGUGGGCAAGCCUUACCGCGGCGUGAAGCCCGUGUUCAGCAUUGGCGACGAAGAGGAGUGCGACACAGAUGAGAUUGACAGUUCUUCAGUGUCAGACGAUGACAGGAAAGAGGUCGUCAACAUUCAGACUUGGAUAAACAAGCCCGACAUCAAGCACCAUUUUCCUUGUAAAGAAGUGAAAGAAAGUGGACACAUGUUUCCUAGUCACCUGCUGGUCACCGCGACGCACAUGUAUUGCUUACGGGAGAUUCUCUCCCGGAAAGGAUUGGCCUACAUACAGUCUCGACAAGCACUAAAUUCAGUAGUUAAAAUCACAUCUAAAAAAAAGCAUCCUGAACUAAUUACUUUCAAGUACGGGAACAGCAGUGCUACGGGGAUAGAGAUCUUGGCCAUUGAAAGACUCAGUUUUGGAGCACGUGUGUGGAGUAAGUCACUGGGGUGCGCGUAGGAAGAUGUCUCUGCUGGUAGCGUAGGUCACAGCUUGGAUGUAAGAAGUGGAGUCCUGAAGGGAAGGAACUGUAUUAACGUGCGUGCAUUUCCCCGUAGGUAUUUGAUCCCGAAUGCAGGAGAUGCAACCAAAGCCAUAAAGCAGCAGAUCAUGAAAGUGUUGGACGCUUUGGAAAGUUAAUAUGAACGAGGAUUAUUUUUCAAAGGCAUCAGUGCAACCAAAAGAAACACAGAGGUACUUUCUCAGCUGAAUACUAAGCGGAGAUGUUUGUUCAUGAGGAUGUUUGGAUCGUCAGUCUGAAAGUGUGAACUACUAUAAUCACUCUCUGGACAGUUUAACAAUUUUUAAAAAAUUAUUUUGCCUUUUUGGUUUUAUAAAAUGAUUUACUAUAAAGGUCAGCUAUUAAGUGACUUUGAGUAACUGCCCCUGUCCCUUAUGAAGUGUGGAUACAGAAAGCAGUUCUAUUCUGAAGAGCUGUUUGAAGGGAAUAUGCAUUACUCAGACUUAAGAACAGCACACACGUCUGUUUGCAGUGGUUUCACUACAACAGAGAUAGGACUCCUUUGGUCGCUGCGUCUAGUUGUACCCAGUGAACAGUAGCAGAAACUAGAGUAUCACAUUGAUCAGUGAGGAAGUGGCCGUGUCUGUGUCUAACAGCUGAGAUCUUCCCAGUGCAGAGAAGAUUCCAGCCAGCUCAGAUGCAGGCCAGCGAGUGAGACGUUCUGGCAUUUCUAAACCAUCUGUACUGUGUACUAACAGUCUGAACACCUCCUCCUCCUCCAUGGUUUCUGUGGAGCAGCCAAGAGCACCACUGUGUGUGGGUGCAGAGUCAGCGGCACUGUGGCACAGUUCCCUCCCUCUCUCUCUCUCUCUCUCUCUCUCUCUCUCUCUCUGAAUACCGGGGUCCUGGUCUCCUCUGACCAAGCAGCCGCUGAGCACACGUGGGUUUCUCCGCCUUGAGCUUGUGGUCCGUGGCCACACGAAUAUCCACGUGAGUGAAAGCUAGAUAACCAGAGAGCUCUGUUAACAGGUUUUUAUCCUCACUUCCUAGAAUUUCUCUCUCCUUGGUUUUUGCCUUUUCUUACUUACUAAAGCUCCACUGGUUCAGAACUUUGUUUUCUUAACAGAAGUGAAAAGUAAAUCCCCCCCCCUCCUGUUUGUCACUUUCUCAGUUUAAUUUAUUGAGGUUUGUAUUAGACAUUGUUGGCACACACACACACACACACACACACACACAGACACACACACAGGUCUGGGCACACCUGUAGGGCCAUGGGAUAACUUCUCUGGAAGUCCUGGAGGCCGCAGAUGGUCAGCAGGCCGCUCGGUUAGAAGAGACGCCCAGCUGUGCCCUGCUUGGGCUCCAUUACUUUGAUUGACUUACUAGAAUCAAGCGGACAGAAGUCAUGAUCCAAAAUCCCUUAGUGUAGAAUUUCAAUCAAAGGUGGACUGGCUGAAGACAUCCGCAUGGAAAUGUGCUUAGUGCGAUACUCCAUAUUUACAACUCCGUGGUGACCACCGUAUUGGGUUGUUUUUUGGUUUUUUUUUUUUUUUUUGCAUCUCCUUUAGAAAAAUAUCCUGAAAUCUCAUUUUUUGCCCGUCUCAUGGGACUUUUUUCAUAAUAAUGUAAAAAUGUGUUACUGUUUAUAAAUUAAAAAUGUAAAUAUACCAGUA